UUCGGGAACAUCGUCUCAGUUGUAACCGAAUCCUUGCGUAUGACAGGCCAGUAUCGAUUCGAAGGAUUCAGGACCGCGGUUUGGUUCGAUAUCGGUCUUCGUUACUCUCGUCUUCUCGUCGCUUUCGUUGUCGUCGUCGUCGUCGGUUGAGUUGAGUGUCUUUGACGUCUGUACCAAGCAGAGAACGGCAGAUGAAGGUCGGAUGGGUCGGUUGGUAGAACGAGGGGCCCUAUAAGGGAAAAAGUACCACGCCCCAAGUGGAGCAGCAAAGAAGAGGAAGCCUAAAUUAUCCAUCGUUGGCGUUUUCGUCUUCGUGGUUUUCUUCGUCGUUGUUGAGGGCCAAAAUGAUGAAAGUCCUGAAAAAUGAACGCGUGUAAAGAUGCUCGCAGCUGUAGAUGAGUAACAGCUGUCACUGGCAGACUGGGUGAGCGGUUGCGGUGGCUGAGAGGGGCUGAGGAAUCCUUCGCUAGCUGGAUUGCCGGAGUUGGUUCUUUAGACGUUACGCAUUGAUAGCGUUGUUGUGUGGGAAAAGGGUGAUCGGGAGGUGGGAGUGAAAGGAUGACUGUGAAUUAUGUGAUAAAUAUCUACCGCAGUUAUGCCGCUCGAAAGGUGCUGUUAUAGAUUGAAGUGAAUAGAAUAGAAGCGAAUUACCCUUUUGCGAGAUAUGAUUCAACACGGUGGAAUGAUUCAGCGAUGGUUUGAUGCUUGGGUGCUGUUUUUGUGGAUUGUUGCGCUUGCAGUAGAAGAAUGCCGGCAAGUAGGAGCCCUACAGUUGACUGACAUCGACGUGCCGGAGGUUGUGGACUAUCGUGCGACAGUGACGCUGUCCUGUUCAUACGAUCUGCAGAACGAGAAGCUCCAUUCGGUGAAAUGGUACAAAGGGAAUCGGGAGUUUUUCAGAUACGCCCCCGCCAUAAUUCCCCCGAUGCGAACGUUUCCGGUCGAGGGCGUAAAACUAACACCGGAUGGCAACCAGUGCAACGAAUUCGCGUGUCGGAUACGGCUAACCAACCUGGAGCGCCAUUCUGGUGGCGAAUAUCGGUGCGAAAUUUCCGGCGACGCACCGCAGUUCGAGUUGGCCAACAGCAGUCGCAACAUGACCGUCGAAGCGCUGCCUCAGCACGAUCCCAUCAUUAGUGGCCUGAUGGCAGUCUAUCACCCGGGGGAGGCAAUUGAGGCCAAUUGUACCUCGGAUCAGUCCAGCCUCGGAACAAGGUUGCACUUUUUCGUGAACGAAAAACCGGUUCCCAUCGAGUACCUCCAGCCUCCGCAUGAAACAACCCUGGACAACGAAAACUAUCCGUUGCGGUUUCGCACCUUGGAGAUGCACCUGCCAGUGGAUAGGCUUUUCCCCAAGGGAGUCGAUCAUGCCAAGCUGCACAUAAAAUGCAUCGCAGCAAUUGACUCGGUGCGGAUGGCGGCAGGACGAGAAACAACCACCGUCGUGACUGUGCAAAGUCAUCACUGGUGGAUCGUCAUGGGUAGCAGCAUUCACAGCGGAAGCAAUCCGGGCAGAUUUUUCCCGUGGAGCAAAGUCGUUAUACCACUGCUAAUCAUCACCAGUUUGCUCAAUUUGACUCCAAUCCUGAAUCCAACAGUACUGCUAUAAUGAAGGCAAAUACACCGGAAGUGGGGGCCAUUGGCUCCCGUUCGCUCCAACGUCGUCAUUUCGGGCCAUGGAAGUUGGUCUUUUCCCGAAUCUACCCCACAAACAUGGAAAGCACGCAACCUCGGAAUUCCGACGACGACGACGACGCAUCAGAAUAUAGCAUUUUGGUGGAGUUCAAUCGCACCCCUCUCCCAAUCAAAGAGUGGUAACCGACAUCAUCCGUGAUGCCGGAGGAAGCUGCUGCUAAUUCAAUUCAGCCGGAGAAAAGUUUGACAUCACACGAACAUACACACACGCAUAGACAGAAUUUUGCACUGACACAAUCCUAUUCAUAUGAGGGGGAUUGCGCGAGUUUAACUUCGCUGAAAUAUCCGAAACGGAACCGCUGGGAAGGAACGUGAGUUUCUGUUCGGAUACGUGAUUUUCCCUCUUUUGUUAGCUAAUUAUUUGCAUAAUCAUGUAAGGGGAAGGAGCUUUCCGGCAAUAGUAAUUUCAUGCUUUAAUUCGUUAACUGUUCGUUGAAAUUUAGUUGAUUAUUGUGGGUUUGAAUUUUGACAGAAGAAGUGAGAAUUGAGUAAUGGAAAAGUACAGAACCAGAUAAUCAAAAUAUAAGAGAAUCAUUGAAACAGAGAAUAAUAGAAUCACAAGAAUCAGAAGAAUCAGAAGAAUCUAAGAAUCGAAAAAUCCGAAGAAUCAAAAGAAUCAGAGAACCACAACGAAUCAUUAAAUCAUGAAAUUAAAAUAAUUGAUUCAAUAACUUUUCUUCGUUUUCUUGGUUAUACUAGUUAUGUUCCGAAAUUCAACGAAGUUGCUCUAUAAAUUUUCAGCACCACAAAAUGAUUGAAAAUGAGAGAAAAAAAAAGAAUAAUCGACACAGCCAGACAGUAUUAUCCCGAGUUCAGCAGCGAAAGUUUUUAAUAAAGUCGGCAGAGAAAAUAAGCUUGAUGUACAAAAUAACAAAUUGUAAAUAUUGAUUCGUAUCCUGUAGCACACAAACCAUGAAGACGGGCAGGCCUCGAGCAUUUGCACGCAAAACGUGUAGCGUUGUUGCUUGGAAAGUCCGAAAGAAAAUUAAAAAUAUUGCAGAAUAAAAAAAAUCCUGACGCAAAGCUGGCUACACGGCACGAGUUUUAAACAUAAA
Molecule: messenger RNA, 2750 nt
Organism: Aedes aegypti (yellow fever mosquito)
Lineage: Eukaryota; Metazoa; Arthropoda; Insecta; Diptera; Culicidae
Exons: 5
Coding region: 665-1609 (314 amino acids)
Source: RefSeq, a predicted model, not a curated record